Molecule: messenger RNA, 2185 nt
Organism: Cuscuta campestris
Lineage: Eukaryota; Viridiplantae; Streptophyta; Magnoliopsida; Solanales; Convolvulaceae
Source: the annotation of a GenBank genome assembly
CAUCUUCCCGAGCCAAACGAAGUCAGAGAACACCGGAGAAGCCGCUUAUCGGAAGGGAGAUCCUGGACCGCCAUGGAAGCCGUAGUUCGAAAUCCCGGCGCGCCAUCACUUCCUUCCAUCGCCGCCUUCAAAUCCAGGCGCUUCCGCCACCGGUCCUCCGUUCGCGUCCGUCUCCCGGCUGCCGGCAGAAGGAGUCGGUUGUCGUUCGCCGUCAAAGCCAUUCAGAGUUGCGCUGCAUUGGAGGAAUUGGAUCCUUUCGAGUUGAAGCUGAAGAAUCCGGCAAUCUCGACUUCAUAUCGGGAUUCCAGUUUUCCCAAGCCGAAUCAGACCGUUUUGGAUGCUCAGGCUAAGGUCUGCACCGGCCCGACCCAGACCAGACCUCUCAACGAAGAGCAAGCGUUCAAAGUCUUACAAACCAUUCUGAAAUCUGCUAAGGGAGAGCUGAAAGAUGAAGAGACAGUGUCAAAAGCACAACUCGGGGCGUUCUUUGCUGGAAUGACUAUCAGAGCAAAUGCAUUUCCAGAGGCAACACAAUGGAGUGAUGGGGAAAGGCGAGCUAUGGAUGUUUUUUGGCCCGAGUUGGUUCGUGUUCUCCCUCCAGACAUAAUUUUUAUAGCUGAUCCGGAAGGCUCCUUGAUGGGGAUCGGAAGCUCCAUAGGCCCUCAGUUUGUUGGGAAUAACACCUCUGAGAUGCGACUUGUGGGUGCCUUGAGAGAAGUUUUGGCUGGAGGUCAUCUUGGAUAUGAGGAGGUUCAGGGUGUUCUAAAAGAUGUUAUUCCACAACGAUUAGAAGAUGGCACAUUGUCUGGUGUGAGUGAGACGUUGCUUUCAGCAUUUCUGAUAGGACAACGUAUGAACAGGGAGUCUGAUCGUGAGCUUAAAGCAUAUUGUCUUGCAUUUGAUGAUGAACUAGGCCCUGUGCCAGUUGCUGAUGUUAAAUCAUUGACCCAUUAUGGUGAACCUUAUGAUGGAAACACCCGAUACUUCAGAAGCACUUUAUUUGUUGCUGCUGUUAGAUCCUGCUAUGGUGAAUCUUGCUUGCUUCAUGGUGUGGAUUGGAUGCCACCAAAGGGAGGUGUCACCGAAGAGCAAAUGUUAAACUUCAUGGGUGCAUAUACACAGUUAUCACCACUUCAAGCUAAAAAGAUUCUAGAGGAUGAAGAGAUUGGAUUUGCUUAUGUCAGUCAGCGUGAGGCUCACCCAUCUUUAUAUUCUUUGGUUGGGCUGAGGGAGCAUAUAAAGAAGCGUCCACCAUUGGCAACUGCAGAAAAGGUUCAACAAUUAGUAAGGGCACGAGGGAAGGAAGCAAUUGUUGCAGGCUUCUAUCAUGAUGGUUUUGAAGAGCCACUUUUAAUGCUUAUGAGGAGGAGAGGUGUUCAUUCUGGUUUGGUGGUGAAAGGCGAGGAAGGUGCACUUUCCAUGACCACCAAAUCACGAUCAAUGAAUGCAUCGAAAGGCCUGCCAGUAAAUUACUGUUCUGGAUAUCGUUCAGUAAAUACAACACCUGCUAAUGCAGCAGAUGGCGUGUCACGUGAGAGCUUUAACUGUGUGGUGAAUGCAGAGGAUUACGGCUUUGCACCCACUGACACUCCCAGAACAGAUAGAUCGGUUGCAAGGAAUAUAGAAUUGGGUUUAGCUGCCUUGCGCGGAGAGAAAGGUCCAGCAUAUGAUCGGAUUGUCUUAAAUGCUGGAAUUGCUGACCAUUUCCUAGGAUGCGAGGGCGCGGAAGAUGUGUCCACGGCCCUGGACCGAGCCAGAGAGGCCAUAGACAGUGGUAAUGCCCUAAAGAGACUCUUGACCUACAUACAGAUAUCUCAUAGGGUACGAUGAAAGUGGUCACUAAGUAUUCACUUUUUGCACUCUUUUUGUUCCAACAACCACAAGAACCCACUUGAAACCCACCAGAUUUGGGUCUGGAGAGGGUGUGUGUACGCAGACCUUUUUGUCCCGAAAGUAUAUAAAACUUCAAUAAACAGAGUCACACACUACAUGAAAAAUGAGAUUGUCCGGGUCAUUGUUACACGAGAUGUGUGUUGUUCGGGACAUUACACAUCGGAUUUUUCUUUACCCAGUAACAUAACCGUUCUCUUAUCGUGGAUUUGGUAUAUGUUGAUGAGCAUGCGGUUUGUGAACAUGGAUACAUUCGUUCUUAUACAAAUAGGCACAAAAAAUGACACCAAUGUUU